Molecule: messenger RNA, 3131 nt
Organism: Solenopsis invicta (red fire ant)
Lineage: Eukaryota; Metazoa; Arthropoda; Insecta; Hymenoptera; Formicidae
Gene: Gle1
Product: nucleoporin Gle1
Exons: 8
Coding region: 279-2378 (699 amino acids)
Biological process (GO): regulation of translational termination; regulation of translational initiation; poly(A)+ mRNA export from nucleus
Cellular component (GO): cytoplasm; nuclear pore; nuclear pore cytoplasmic filaments
Molecular function (GO): inositol hexakisphosphate binding; phospholipid binding; translation initiation factor binding
Source: RefSeq, a predicted model, not a curated record
GUUAGUGCGCAUGAUCAACACCAUCUCGGCGAUGGUUGCAGUUGCUCCGGUUACUCCGCAAGUUGUACUGAAUUAAAAAGUUGUAUUGUUAAAAAUUGCGAUAUCAGCAACAAUAAAGACUUGAAUAGUGCGAUGAUGAUCUCGAUGUGCGGCUCAUCACGGUAACGUCGACCAUAGUUUGACGUAAAUGUGCACGCUCUGAUCUAGAUUUAGGUUAGAUCAGGUUAAAUUUGCGAGGUGGUUUACAAAUCACUUUUUAAUCCCGCACAAAUAGAAUCAUGUCACUUCAUUGUGACAAAAACAAAGCGGAAACCAAUAAGGCAAAUAACAUGGACAUCACAUCAGAUUUUACUCACCUCAAGAUAUCUGUGUUGGAGAAGGCGUCGCGUAUAUCGGCGACUAUAAAGAUGGAUCGCAUUACGAUCGGACCCCAAUCGGCCAUGUAUGAGGAGACUUCUGACAAAGUGGAUAAUAUUGAGAAUAAACAAAAUUCUUGUAAUAUUAAAAGUCCUCAGAGAAUUAACAGUUCCAAUCCUAAACUCAAUGUGAUAUCCACACAAAACUGCAAUCACUUUUCAUUGAAGAAGAUUCUGCUGGAGACCGAGCUGCAAAGAAAAGAAGAAGUCAGGAAAAAAAUACAGCGUCGUAUUCAACGUAUGAAGGAGAAUGCUCGUACCAUUCAGGAAGAAUUGGCAAACACACAUUUGUUGAUGGAACGCGAACGCGAACGCCGGAGCAAGGAGAAGUUGGCACACUUCCUAGCUGAAGAGGAGCGACAAGCGGAACAGGAACAGAUUAAGAGGCAAUUGCAAGAGCAGCGUGUUCAGGAGCAGAAAGAGAAGCAUAAACGAGAAAUGGAGGAAUAUCGCAAACGGAUGAAAGAAGAGGAAUUAACAAAGAUUGUGCUUGUCUAUCGGGACCAAUUCACGGCCAAGUACUGUGAUCUUGUAGCAUUACCCAAGACUUGUAAAGAUCAGCAAGCGUUCAAUGUGAUCUCAAUGACACAUAUCUCAAGAAUAAAAGAGCUCAUCCAAGGAAUCGAAGCUCUAGAUGAUAAAAUCAGAAAAGGAGAAUUGGUAGCUACUGAUGAAAAUGUUAUCAAGACUUUGGUUUGUCAUAUGGAUGAUUUGUUGAAUAUAUUUCGUAUAGAUACAGAAAAAAUAAAUACUCAAUACGAAGCGGAAUUAGCUCGCAAAGCGCAAGCUGCGAGCGAAAUACAGUCAGUCGAGGAGACAGACAAUGUUCCAGUUAAUGACACGAUGCCUUCUCAACAAUCAAACGCUGAGAAGAACAAUGCUGUGGAAAACAAGGAAGAUCAAAGUUCCGUGAUAACGAAUCAAGAAGUAGUGGUCGCAUCAGUUAAUGAAUCAGUCACGCCAUCCGUAUCUGAUCUCAAGUCGGAGAAAGCAGUUAAAGAUAUCGUAUGCAAAAAAGGAGAUCUUUUUGAGUACGCCGAUCAAGAAUCAUUGCAGAUUUAUGCCAGGAGUCAACAAAUUUUGAAACUUUAUAGAGAAACUUGCAAAGAUCUUUUACAAUCGGCUGCUACAAAGAAAUUCCGCUUUGAGUGCCAAAAGGCGAUCAAUAUCCCCGUAAACGCGAUUUCCAGCGUAAGCAAGGAACAUCUGAGAGACAAAUAUGAUAGGUUACAAAACCUUCUGAUUGGAAAAUUGUCUCCCAAUGUGACGCAGCAUCCGCAAGGAGUGAUCUUCUGCAAGAAUCAUUUGGCAAAAAAGAUAGUUAGUCAAGGCGAGACGUUGGUCUCUAGUAAACCGGAAAUGGCAUUCCCUGUGGCAAUGAUUGUCGUGGCUCUCUGGAACGAACAUCCAGACUUUGGCGAAUUGUUCCUGGCGCAUCUUCAUGAAGCAUGUCCAUUUACUAUACCACUUUUCCUCCAGCAACAAGAGGGUCAGUCCAAUGAAGAUUAUUACAAAUCUCUUGGCUGUAAAUAUUCUGAAGAUGGUACUGUCGAGAAACAGGAUAAGUUCCUAAAGAGAAUGUCAGGAUUGAUGAGAUUAUAUGCGUCGAUUACUGUUACGAGACAGCGAAAAGGUGUCACCAAAAGUCAUCCCUAUGGUCUUGAGCACGCCUGGAGAUGGCUGUCAGCUGUUAUGAAUAUCGAACCACGGGUCGAUAUUUGUGACUUAUGCGCAACUUUGAUACUGGACAUGCUCGAGGUCGCUGGUAACGUACUAUGGACCGCCUAUCCAAAGCAAUUCCAUAAAUUGCUGAUGGUACUGAUGGAGCAUUAUUUUCCGCGUAUGCGUAAUGUCGCAGGUGGUGGCGGACCUCUCGUACGUCUAGAGGAGUUUCUAAACAACGUUCUAACGAACGGUACCAUACGUCUUGCCAACGGAAUGCUUCCGCCUAACUUUUUAUGAUCUACCAUAGAAUCAUCCUGAUAUAGUAAUUUAAAUGCAGACUGAUACCUGUUGUAUGAAUCUAUCCAGAUGAGCUAUGAAACAUACUUGAAUUGUUUUAUUAUACAUGACGAAAGUUUCAAAUUGUUUCAAAUUAUUUAAAAGUGCAGCCUGAGAAAAAUAUGGCAGUCUCAAGAAAGAUUUUUAAAAUUUUUAAAAUCCAAGUUUAAAACCUAGAUUUUCAAAAUGCCAAUAUUUUUCUACUAAAAUUCAUGAGAAGUUUAGAGAACAUUAUUUUUGUUUAAAGUUUAAAGAGCAUCAUACUUUUAUUUAUUGUCAAAUAGUCCCAGAUUUAUAAGUAAUGAAUUGAAACAAUUAUAAAUUUUGUUUGCAAACAAAAAUACUCAAAAAGUACAAACAAGAGAAAAUCAAAUACCCACCGUAAUGCAGAUGGUUUAAAUGUAGACUGUUAUACGAAUCUAACGAUGGGCUACGAAACAUACUUGAAUUGUUUUAAUUAUACAUGACGAAAGUUUUAAAUUGUUUCGAGCAUUAUUUGAAAGUGAUUUUAUGCAUCGAGAGAAAAUCAAAUGCCCAUCGGAAUUCAAGUCUCACCGAAUUGUUAUUAUUGAUACCGUAUGUUCCAGACGCAUUGUACAAUUUACAAAGUGGAUUUUGAUAAUACUUUAUGUACUAUGUAUAACGAGCGAAUUGAAUAUAAAUAAGACGGAUUGUGUGUCUUCAUGGAAAAGAAGUGAAAUUGAACGAGAAAAA